UGUUGCGCGCGCGUUUCAGUCGUCGUUUAUCGGUCAGGCCGGUAAAGUGUGGUGGUCCGCUGGAGAGUGCGAUGCGAACCUAGUCGCCACCCCAGUAUCCCGUAAAGAGCGUUGUACAGUGCAUUACGAGUAUUAUUACGGCCUGUUCUUCUUUACAAGUGUGAAGAUCCGUUCCAGUUUAAACGAGUAUCCUCUCAAACACGAACGCUAAGAGAUAGAAAAAGGAGAGAGAGAAGUGAAAUAUGGCUGAGAAAAUGUACUACCCCAAUUCGGAGCUCGUAAGGGAGGCGCACUGCAGUAGCAUGGAACAGUACAAGUGGAUGCAUGAAAAAUCUAUAAAGGAGCCGGCACAGUUCUGGGGUGAAAUCGCCAAGCAAUUUUAUUGGGAAACGCCAGCGACAGAAGACAAGUUUUUCUCGUAUAAUUUCGAUCUAAGCAAAGGUGACAUUUUCAUCAAAUGGAUGGAAGGAGCGUCAACAAAUAUAAGUUUCAAUCUACUCGAUAAGAACGUAAAAAGCGGAAAUGGCGAUAAAAUUGCGUUUUACUGGGAAGGAAACGAUCCAGAAGAUUAUUCACGACUGACAUAUAGAAAGUUACUUGAGGAAACGUGCAGGUUUGCGAAUGUUCUCAAGUCGAAGGGUGUCUCCAUGGGGGAUAAAGUGGUGAUUUACAUGCCGAUGAUUUUGGAGCUACCAAUCGCUAUGCUGGCUUGCACGAGGAUAGGAGCGAUUCACAGCGUGGUGUUUGCAGGCUAUUCGUCCGAUUCGUUAGCAGAACGGAUCCUCGAUUCUAAGGCUAAAGUUCUCAUCACUACAGAUGGGGUGUGGCGAGGCGAGAAAUUACUUCUGUUGAAAAAUAUCUGCGACGAAGCUGCAGAGAAGGUCAAGAAGCAUGGCCAUCGACUUGAGAGCUGCAUCGUCGUUGCACAUUUGAGAAGACUCAACAAUCCUCAGGGUAAGACGAAGGGAAUGAACGGCACUAGCAACGGUACAAGCAUGGAUAUGGCUAAUAUUUCUUGGGACGACGAUCGAGAUGUUUGGUGGCAUGAUGAGAUGGAGGAUUCGGAACCGAGCUGUUAUCCAGUUUGGAUGGCCGCUGAGGACCCACUUUUUAUUCUUUAUACUAGUGGCUCUACGGGAAAACCGAAGGGUGUUCUCCAUACGACUGCGGGAUAUUUAAUCUACGCGGCAACAACUUUCAAAUAUGUUUUCGAUUAUCAUCCAGGUGAUGUUUAUUGGUGCACCGCCGAUUGUGGCUGGAUCACAGGACAUACUUACGUCGUUUAUGGUCCUUUGGCGAAUGGCGCAACAUCCGUUAUAUUUGAGGGCACACCUUUCUAUCCAGAGAAUGAUCGAUACUGGUCCAUCAUUGAUAAAUACAAAGUCACGCAAUUUUAUACGGCGCCAACGGCUAUUAGGUCACUAAUGAAAUUUGGCGACGAUCUUGUAAAGAAGCAUAAUUUAUCCACGCUUAAAGUCCUCGGUUCAGUCGGUGAACCGAUCAAUACUGAAGCUUGGCUCUGGUUUUAUAAUCUCGUUGGCCAUGGCAAGUGUAGCAUAGCAGAUACUUUCUGGCAAACGGAAACUGGUGGACAUGUAAUUACACCGCUACCAGGUGCCACACCGAUGAAGCCAGGCUCUGCGGCAUUUCCUUUCUUCGGGGUUUUGCCGGAACUUCUUGACGAAGAUGGUCGUGUAAUAGAGGGCGAAGGAGAGGGAUACCUCGUCUUUCGUCGACCCUGGCCGGGUAUGAUGCGGACUCUUUAUGGAAAUCAUCAACGUUUUCAAAAUACAUACUUUGAUCGAUUUAAUGGAUUUUAUUGUACGGGAGAUGGAGCAAGACGUGAUGCAGAUGGAUAUUUAUGGGUAACUGGCCGUAUUGAUGACAUGUUGAAUGUUUCCGGUCAUUUAAUGUCAACAGCUGAAGUGGAAAGUGUAUUGGCGGAACAUUCCUCGGUAACUGAGGCUGCAGUAGUCAGCAAAUCGCAUCCUGUUAAAGGUCAAUGUCUAUAUUGUUUUAUCACUCCAACUGCAGGAAUGACAUUUGACGAAAAAUUGCAAGUCGAACUGAAAAAGAAAGUACGCGAAAGGAUUGGCCCGUUUGCUCAACCGGAUGUCAUUCAACAUGCUCCGGCUCUACCGAAAACAAGAUCCGGCAAGAUCAUGAGACGUAUGUUGAGAAAAAUCGCAGCAGGCGAUAGGAACAUCGGAGACACAUCAACAUUAGCCGACGAAACUGUUAUUCAACUUUUAUUUGAAUUAAGGCCAUGCGUUUAAAAUAUGUUUCUUUUACUUCAUAGGAAAAUGAAAGUAUCUCAAGAGAACUUUUCACAUCGAUUGAUUGGUAAAUGUCUGAAACAUGUUGCACAAGUUUCAAAUGAUUAAUUUUAUAAAGAUAAAAGCAAUAUUGCACGUUAUAGCUGAUAUAUGUAUUUGCAAAAUAUCAUAGACAUAUACUUUUAAAAUUUUAUCGUAUUUAGUCAUUAACGUGACAAUUUUGAACGUACAAAAUGUAUAAAACGAUAUUGUCUUUUCGUCAAUCGAAUCGGCUUGAUAUCGUCAUUCAAGAUUUUAAAGUGAGUCAAAAUGAAAGUUGUUCUUUGGAUAUGUCUUUAUUUUAUUUUUCACAGUUCCUCUCUAAUAGAUCAAAAGAGACAUAUCGAAGGAAUAGAUUGUUGAUAUAAUUAAAUUAUUAGUCGUUCUUUCUCCUCAAGGAGUUGUUGCGACUGCGAUACAUAUCUUAUAAAAAAGCAUCGCCAAGAAGUAGCCUAAGUGUCCUUUUGUUAAGUCCAAAGUUAAGUUUCAAAUUAAUCGAAAGACAGAAAACGCUCAAUAUAAGUAUAUUAUAAUAAACAACACGAUAGUAAAAAGCUGGUUGCACAAUUACUAAUAAUUAUUAUUUAAUAGACGAAUGUAGUUGAGCGAUAAAUAUGCGUUAUUACUGAUGCAUCAUUAUGCGAGAAGGAAAUUUUGUUUUCUACUAUUUGACGUGUAUAUAUUAUAUGUAUAUGUUGAAAUUGUUUAUGUACGCAUAUACACAGGGUAGCUCUCUGUCAUUUUUACUGUGUUUCGUUUUAAUGACAUAUUCUUUGAUAAGCUUGAAACAAAUAUAAUUAGCUUCUUUUUAACUGUUUAAUGAAUACGCGAUAAAAAAAACGAUAUACUGAUAUAUGUACUUAUGAAUGAAAGUUGCCUCAUACUCCUUUCGGAGUUAUGUCACAUACAUAUCAUUCCUUGUGGAACAAAUAACUUUAGGUGUGAUAAUAAGUGUACAUGUAUUGUAUUGUAUGUAGAUAUAAAACACAAGUGUAAAACAGAGAUAUGUGGCCAUACAACUACACAAUUAUAUGUGUAUAUGUACGUGAGUAUACAUACAUGUAUAUACAUACAUAUAUACAUAUAUAUAUAAUAUAUAUCUUUUGUGUAUACCUCAUAAUUACAAAAUUGUUCUGUUAAA
Solenopsis invicta (red fire ant) is the source of this 3456-nucleotide messenger RNA. It is a transcript of the gene AcCoAS, whose product is annotated as acetyl-coenzyme A synthetase. Bases 243 to 2276 code for a protein of 677 amino acids. The transcript has 10 exons. Lineage: Eukaryota; Metazoa; Arthropoda; Insecta; Hymenoptera; Formicidae. Gene Ontology annotation, molecular function: acetyl-CoA synthetase activity; AMP binding. The record is from RefSeq and is a predicted model, not a curated record.